AUGGGCGGGAGCGCGUCGACGAGCAAGUCGCUGGCCGUGGCGCCGCUGGUCGAGGCGGUCAAGUCCGGCGGCGACGAGGACAAGCAAAAGGCCGCGCGCAUCGUCGCCGACUUCGCCGAAUCGGAUCAGAACGUGGAGCAGAUCGUCGACGCCGGCGGCGUCGCGCCCCUGCUCCAGCUCCUGGACCUGUCGAAGUCGUCGCUGUGCGCGCAAUCGCACGCCGCGGUGGCCCUGCGCAAGGUCGCGUCCGUGGAGAGGAGCCGCGCGCGCCUCGACGACAAGGCGUUCGUCGCCGCGCACGCCAAGGCGCUCGCGACGCCGCCGGACGCCAAGGUCGCGCCGUCGGCGGAGACGCGCGGCGAACUCGCGCGGGGCCUCGGCCAGCUCGCGCUGAAGAAGUCCAUCGUCGCGGCGCUGCCCGCGGUGAUCGGCGUCCUCGCGCUCCCCGACGGCGAGCAGGGCGUCGCGCUCGCGAAGCAGCACGCCGUCGCGGCGAUUUUCUCGUCGAUCAUGCUCAACGCGUCGGCCAGGGCGAAGCAGGCCACGCUCGAGGCCGGCGGCCUCCCGGGCCUCGUCGCCGUCGCCAAGUCCGGCUCGGACGCGGCGCGCCGGGACGCGCGGACGUGCCUCGCGCAGCUCGCGGAUGCCCCGGCGCACCGCGAGGCCAUCGUCGCCGAGGUGGAGCGGGCGAAGCUCGACCCGGGCUUCCUCGCCGGCGACAACGGCCUCGCGGCGCGCCAGGGUCUCCGCCAGCUGCGCGACGGGUCCGCCCGGCCGCCGAGCCCCUCGAAGACGAGCGCCGAGCGCACGCCGACGGUCCACGCGAGGGCCGCGCAGUCGGCGCAGGCGCCGGAGGGCGCGGCCGUCGAGGGCGCCGGCGUCGGGGCGGCGGAGGGCCGCGCCGUCGGCACGGACGUGGGCGCGGCCGUGGGCGCGCCCGAGGGCGCCCGGGUGGGGGCGCCCGUGGGCCGCGACGUCGGCGCGGACGUGGGCGCGGCCGUGGGCGCGCCCGAGGGCGCCGGGGUCGCCGUCGGCGGCCGCGACGGCGCGUCGCUGGGCGCGGCCGUCGGCGCGGACGUCGGCGCGGACGUCGGCGCGAGGCUCAGAGUGGGGCUCCGCGUGGGCACGGCCGUCGGGCGGGCCGUCGGGACGGCCGUCGGCACGGCCGUCGGCCCGCUCGACGUCGUCGGGCAGCCCGAGGGCGGCGCCGUGGGCACGGACGUCGGCACGGCGGUGGGCGGCGCCGAGGGCGGGGACGUCGGCAUGGACGACGGCGGCGACGUCGGCACGCCCGCGAUGGCUUCGAUGGGCUUCACCUCCUGCGAAAUCGUCACGUCGCCGGGCCCCGAGGGCCGGCACGUCGUCUGCACGGCGCCCGUCGCCCGCGGCGCGACGCUCCUCGUCGAGGACAAGGUCGUCUUCGCCGUCGAGGCCCGCGUCCAGCGGCUGCGCUGCGCCCUCUGCGGCUGCGUCGCGUGCGCGCCCGGCGACGCGCCGACGGUGGUCUGCGAGGCCUGCGCCGCCCGCGCGGCCAAGUCGGCGCCCCUGGGCCGCUGGCUCGACGCCGUGACGAAGCUCGGCACCGCGAGCGCGUCCGUGGGCGUGUCGGCCGUCGCCGCCGCAUCGAGGCGCGUCGACGUCGACCGAUUAAUGGACCACGAGGCCGACUUCGCGCCGGAGACGCUGGCCAUGUUCGACACGGUGUCGCUGCACCUCGCGCCCGUCACGGGCCGGGACGCGGCCGCGUGCCGGCGGGCCAUCUGCGUCGCCGCGGCGCACGGCGUCGUCGUGCACGACACGUGCUUCCGCGGCGAUGCUCGCCUCGACGGCGAGGGCGGCCUCGGCGGCGAGCUCGUGGGCACCGUGCUGGGCGAGCACGCGGCGGCGUUCAACCACGCCGACGACGCGUCGGCGUACCUGAGCGUCCGGCUCGCGCCGGGCCGGUCGCCCGAGGUCGUCGUCCGGGCGUCGCGGACCCUGGCGCCGGGCGACGCGGUGACGCUCAACUACGGCCCCGUCGCCUGCGAGCCGAGCGCGAAGCGGCGCGCGCGGCUCGAGGAGGCCUACUUCUUCGCCGCGGCGCCGCGCGACGACGACGCGCGGCUCGACGCGUUGAUCCGCGCGCCGCCGGCGGCCGCGGAGGGCGAGAAGCGGCCCCGGACCCUGCCCGAGGAGGCGCUGGCGUGCCUCGACGGCGCCUACGCGGACCUCAAGCUCGGGCGGCUCCAGGCCGCCGCGGAGACGGCCGACGACGCGCGCGAGUUGUUCUCCCGGCUGCCCCCGACGCACGGCUUCCGCGUCCACGGCGCGCUCCUCGACGUCGUCGUCGCCUGCCGCCGGGGCCCGGCCUACGCGGACAUCGCCGCGACCUUCGCGCGGGAUUUGUUGGCCGUCCUCGACGCGCACGACGGCCUCGCGGCUCUGGCCGCGGAUCCGCUCGUGCUCGCGCGCGUCGCGCGAAUCGCGGGCGACGCCGCGCGCGCGGACGAGGCCUUCGCGGCGCUCCUCGCCGACGCGCCGCGCCUCGCCGACGCGCCGACGCGCAAGCGGGCCCGCGACGACGACGGCGCCUGAGGCGCCCGUCGGGCGCGUUUCGCGCCCUUAGUCCUGGGGCGCGUAGGGGUCGUCCGCGGCGACCUCGCCGGGCUUCGCGCGGCGCUGGUCCCAGCCCGGCGGCGAGUGGUGGAGGAGCGCGGCCUCGAUGCGGCCGAGGUUCUCGAAGUGGUUCGCGAGGUCGAUGGGCAGGUGGCCCUCGGGCGUCUCCUGGACCGCGUCGACGCCAAAGUCCAAGAGCGCGUCGACGACGGCGCCGCCCGCGCCGUUCUCGAGCAUGCACGCGAGGUGGAGCGGCGCGCGGCCCGCGUCGUCGGUCAGCUCGCCGUCGGCGCCGUGCUCGAGGAGCAGGCUGACG
This is a messenger RNA of Aureococcus anophagefferens, 2911 nucleotides long. RefSeq lists its product as hypothetical. The transcript has 5 exons. The annotation marks the transcript as partial. The record is from RefSeq and is a predicted model, not a curated record. NCBI's taxonomy places the organism in Eukaryota, Pelagophyceae, Pelagomonadales, Pelagomonadaceae.